Molecule: messenger RNA, 1687 nt
Organism: Aaosphaeria arxii CBS 175.79
Lineage: Eukaryota; Fungi; Ascomycota; Dothideomycetes; Pleosporales
Product: beta-lactamase/transpeptidase-like protein
Exons: 1
Coding region: 1-1596 (531 amino acids)
Source: RefSeq, a predicted model, not a curated record
AUGUCUUCUGUACGCGACCGCCUCACUAUUGUCACUCCAGACAUUGAGAAGAUCAUGAAGAUCGGAGGUGCCGCUGGGCUUGCUCUUGGAGUACUUCACAAAGGGGAGCCAGUAUACCAAGCCAACUUCGGGUUUCGAGACAUCGAGAAGAAGCUGCCACCGGAUGCAGAUACCAUCUUCGCGUGUUGUUCUUUGAUGAAAGCUCUCACAUCCGCUACCAUCGGUCUACUUGUAGAAGAAAACAAGGUCCAGUGGGAUGCAUUGGUGAUGGAUGUGUUGCCGGAGUUUCGCACGAAAGAAGACGUGCUGCAUACCCAGACAACUGUCGCCGAUCUGCUCUCUCAUCGUACGGGCAUGGCAUGGGCCGACAACCUCUACAUAAGUACAAACAACAAUGUCUUGAUCUCAGCAGAAGACAGCCUCAAGUAUCUCAGUCACCAAGAGGCAUUACUUCCAUUUCGCGGCCAAUUCAGCUAUAACAACCUGGGCUAUGAAAUCGCUGGCCACAUCAUAUCGAAAUUGACAGGCUCUUACUGGUCUGACUUGCUGCAUUCCGAGAUCUUGGACCCAUUGGGCUUGAAGCGUACUUUGACAAAGCCACCUGCCGCGGGAGUCGACAACGUAGCUGUCGCUCAUACGUUCUUGGACGAUGGAACGCCAUAUCCCAUCGGACCUGUUCAGGCUGGGAAGGAUCUUUUCGGAGGCCCGAGUGGGGGAUUACGAAGCUCUGUCAAUGACCUUCUCAAGUUAUACAGAUCGUUCUUAGUGGCGUUCAAUGACCAGUUCAAAACCGGGAAUACAGCAACUGAGGGCUCGCCGUUGAAGCAAGUCCGACACCUAAUGUCGGCCAAAGUCCCAGUAAACCCGCCGACGAGGACGGAAACCUCGUAUGGAUACGGCUGGGCUCGGGUCCAACUUCCCGCAACAAAGGGCGACAUAGGCUGCAACCCGCCGCUCAUGCUAGAUGGUAUGCCUGUUGUUGGCAAAGGAAUCCCCUCCCAGCUUGUGCUCUACCAUCAGGGCAGUCUUCCAGGCGCUUUAACAGCUGUAAUGCUAGUUCCAGAAACCGAAACAGCGAUCGUCGUCCUCACAAACUCACUCGCUCUUAACGACGUUCCUGAUUGGGUUGGACAACUUGUCCUGGAAGCCAUACUAGAUGUACCAAAGGAUCAGCGUAACGACUACGUCAAAGCCACAGAGACGAGCCGAGCAACCACGGAGAAGUGGUACGCAACUACCACUGAAGAACUAUUCAGAGAGAAAAAGAACGACACUUCGCCUAGAGAUCUAAAAGAGUAUGUUGGAACCUAUUGGGAUCCUGCGCAUGUCUUCAAGAUCGUCGUCACGGAAGACAGCGGUAAACUGUACUGGGCGUUUCAAGGUCUGGACUCGGAGAGAUUUAUCUUGAAUCAUUAUGAAGAUGAUGUUUUCACCUGGAUCCAGACUCGGAAUGAGUUGGUGAAGCGAGGACGCUGGGUGGGCCAGGGUCCAGAUUUUUGGAAAGCAGAAUUUAGGGCUGACAAGGAUGGUUACAUCAAGAAGUUGUUCUGGGUGCAUGGCAUUGGCGUGUCAGCUGUCGAACAUACGAAAGAUUGAUUCCUGGUUGACUACAGUAUCGUGGAAAAUGAUUCGCUUCAACGGUCUCAUCUCUCUUACACGACAUUUGCGCUUCUAUAACAAUUCCCGC